Molecule: messenger RNA, 6837 nt
Organism: Xenopus laevis (African clawed frog)
Lineage: Eukaryota; Metazoa; Chordata; Amphibia; Anura; Pipidae
Gene: plekha7.S
Product: pleckstrin homology domain containing A7 S homeolog
Exons: 28
Coding region: 391-4536 (1381 amino acids)
Biological process (GO): pore complex assembly; cell-cell adhesion mediated by cadherin; zonula adherens maintenance
Cellular component (GO): zonula adherens; pore complex
Source: RefSeq, a predicted model, not a curated record
AAUGUCUUUAAGCCUGGGUUUUAUACAGCCAAAACUUGCACCUGCCAAGUACUUUCUGGUAAUAUUACUCAGAGGGAAGAGAGUGGGAAUCAGCAGGGGUAGAAGCGACAUAGGGCAAGGAGGGGUAGAACUGACAAGAGAGCAUGAGGAAUAGAAGCGACAAUAAAGACAACAGAUUUGCGCAGAAAGGUCAGUCAAUUACUCAGGGGUCACAGGAGGAUUAAACUUAAGUGUCCGGUUCUGAUCCAGCUCAUUAUGUGAGGGAAGAGCCGACAGACCAGUCUGGGGACAUUGGGAGCAGUCAGUAGAGAGAGAUUUGUACUAGGGAGAGAUUUAGGUGAGAUAUAAUGGGGGUACAACGGAGAGGUAGAGAAAGAGAAGACCGAUACAAUGAGGAGGAAAAGUGAGCGAAUGAUUUGUCUCCUCAAACUUUCUCUCACGCCACAAACUGUGAGACUUUGUUCCCCAUUCACGUACCCGCGCCUCCCUCACACACAAUCACGUGUCCGCGCCACCAUCCCCAGUCGGAGAGCAGAUACGUGCCCGCGCUCCAUUCUCCCCGGCGGGACGGGAAGCUUUUGUGCACGCGCAGAGAGGGACAGACACAAAGUGAGAGCGGCUUGGGGCUGCUGGUGGCAGCGCUCUUCCCGGUGUCCGGUGAAAAUGGCGGAGGCUGCGGCGGAGGGCUGUUUACCCGCGGGCUGGUCGUACGGAGUGUGCCGGGACGGCCGCGUCUUCUUUGUAGACGACCGGGGCCGCAGCACCAGUUGGUUACACCCCCGCACCUGCGAACCCGUCAACUCCGGACACAUGAUCCGCUCAGAUCUGCCCCGAGGGUGGGAAGAGGGUUUCACGGAGGAAGGAGCCAGUUACUUCAUAGACCACAAUCAGAGGGCCACCACUUUCAUGCACCCCGUGACGGGCGACAUCUCCCCAGAAAACUUUGACUUUGAUUUACGAGACGGGCACAGAUCAGUCAUGACCCAACCAGCGAGCGGCCAGAGACCUUCCAGUGUCAUCAGUGAAGGCUCCACAGAAGUCACCAAUUCUACCAAUGAGGUCAAACCAGUCAGCAAGGUCCACAAGCCCAGUCAGAAAAGCCACAGCUUUGGCAAGAGAGACCAUUCCAUCAAACGGAAUCCACAUGUCCCAGUGGUGGUGCGAGGCUGGCUGCAUAAACAGGACAGCUCAGCCAUGAGACUCUGGAAAAGACGCUGGUUUCUUCUGUCCGACUACUGUUUGUUUUACUAUAAAGAUCACCAAGAGGAGGCAGUUUUGGGAAGUAUCCCCCUGCUCAGUUAUGUCAUUUCACCUGUCGCACCCGAAGAUCGGAUUAACCGCAAAUAUUCCUUCAAGGCUGUCCAUGCUGGAAUGCGAGUGAAUAUUAACCAGAAAGGAUCUGGAGCUCAGCAGGACCAUUCGGGCAUGCGCACCUACUACUUCAGCGCUGAAACACAGGAGGAUAUGAACGGCUGGAUCAGGGCGAUGAAUCAAGCUGCACUCAUGCAGACACCCCUAGGGGCACAGAGUGACAGUGCGGAGUGGUCGGCGGCACAAGUGGAUAACCAUGUGGAUUCCUAUAAAGAACCGGCACAACCAGAAGGCGUCCAGAGGAAGGAGAAAUACCAGGGCGCCAAUGAGAAGACUCUGCCCAGCAAGCCAGAAGAGCCGAGGCGCGAGUUGUUGGAAGACAAUCGAUAUUUCCUCCCCAGGUCUAAGAACUUGCUGGUUUCCAGCAACAGAGAAUCGGCUUUUACUGAUUUCUCCAAAACCUAUAGAAGCCAGAAAGCUCAGCCGCAGCCUCAAACAUUGGAGAGGAACGGGAACCUCCCCAGCACCUACAGCACAAGCCCCAUCCAGCAGAAUGGCACAGACGGGUACAGGAGAGUGUUUGUCCCCCAGGCCAAUAUGGAGAGGCAUGGCCAGAGGAGAAGCAACAUGGUUCAGGUGGAGCAGUGGGUCAAGGUGCAGAAAGACAAUAGGAGACCUUCGGAUUACACUGUCCCUAGACACGUAGUCAGUCAACACAACCUUCAUUUUGAGAACUACCAAACGUUGCCAAAGACCACCCGACAGCCUUCCGGAAUGUCCCCUCCAACCAACCGGCAUUUGCCAAGUGACUAUAAAUAUGCCCAGGACCGAGUCAAGAACUACAAGAUGUCCAACAAGGAGCGCAAGGCCACCAAGGAGGGGACCGUGUGGCAGUUGUACGAAUGGCAGCAGAGACAGCAGUUCAAACACGGCAGCCCCACCAGCCCCAUUUACAUGGGCGCUGCUGAUGUGGUGGAUCGGAGCAGGAGUAAAAGUACAUUAGAUGUUCCCCGGUGCAUUUCUGUUCCCCCCUCUCCAUCAGACGUCCCCCCAUCACUACCUUCAAAAACCUUUUCCAUCAGGAGGCCGAACACCCCCUCUGAAAGGGUGACAGUCAGGCCAGAGGAGAGGCUGUCGGACGCCCCCUACAUUGGAUCUCCGCAGAAGAGCCGCGUCCAUGCUGUAAAGGCUGCGGCCCACGUGAACAGGCGCUCGAUGCCAGCUUUCGGGUACAUGACUCACACUGUAAGUGCCCCGAGUUUGCAUGGCAAGACGGCGGAUGACACCUAUCUGCAGCUGAAGAAGGACUUGGAGUAUUUAGAUCUAAAGAUAAAAUAUAACGAACCUCUGGUCAACCUGGUUCACAGUCUCUUAAAGAACUCCACCCCGGGGUAUCGAACCAGCAUCAAUGUUUCUGGGAGAGAAUCACAGAAAGAUCGCUCUCUGAAACCCGUCAGGAUUGCCGAAAGUGAUGUUGAUGUGAAACUGAGCAUUUUGUGUGAACAGGACCGGAUCCUGCAGGACCUGGAAGACAAGAUCCGAGCCCUGAAAGACAACAAGGAUAAACUGGAAACUGUCCUGGAGGUUCUGCACAGGCAAAUGGAUCAGUACAAGGAGCAGCCACAGCACACGGAGAAGAUUUCCUACCAGCAGAGGCUCCUACAGGAGGAUUUGGUGCAGAUUCGAGCCGAAAUGUCCAAAGUUUCUACCGAUAUGGAAAACGCUUGGAACGAGUACAUGAGGUUGGAAAACGAUGUGAUCUGUUUACGGCAAAUGUUACAGCAACAAAUGAACAGAUCUCUGUCUUCUCAGGAAAAGGCCCAGAUGCAAAAGGAUUUGUGGAGAAUUGAAGAUGUUACCGCCGGACUCAGCGCUAAUAAGCUCACCUAUAAGGUUCUUGUAGAAUCUUUUAAGAAUCCAGAAAGGAAAACAGUGCCUUCUGUUAAUCCGCCAUUCGUGCCUUCUGGGACUACAGCAUUUACGUCAGUGCGCAGUAAAUCUGUAUCCUCCCAAAACCCCUCUGUGAGCCUCGUGAAGCCCACACUGGAUGUGAGAUUGUAUGCACAGCCCUACUCCCAGACACGCUCCCACUCCCAGCCCCAGCUCCUCUCCAAAUCCGAUUUCAUCCUCCAUUCACCCACAGGAGGAAAACCAAAGCUUGAUGAAGAUGCCCCACCGCGGCCCCCACUUCCUGAUGUGUACAGCCCAGAAGGGCCAGAACCAUCACCCACAGCCCCUCCUCAUCCAGCGCUUCCACCUCCUCCCAGAGACUCAUCAGUGAUCAGACACAUGUCAGUGCGUGGCUUGAAGCGCCAGUCGGACGAGAGGAAACGGGACAGAGAGCAGGGGAUGAAUGGGGAUUAUAGGGUCGACCUGCGCACGUAUGUGAGUGAACCAGAACUUGCAGCAAUGGGGAAUGAGUCCAGCCCACCAGCCCCGGGUUUCUUAGGUUCUGAUGCCAGCUACCAAACAUUGCCAUCCAGAGGUCUAUCUGGAUCCACCUCCAGGCUGCCGCAGUCUUCAUCUGUCACCUCGUAUGUCACACUAAGGAGAGGGGUGAAUUCUGACGUUGCUAAGGAAAGACCAAAAAGUGCCUUUGAGCGCCUUUACUCUGGGGACAACCAAAGAGGCAAAAUGAGUGCGGAGGAGCAACUGGAGCGAAUGAAGCGUCAUCAGAAGGCCCUGGUCCGCGAGCGUAAGAGGACUCUGAGCCAAGGGGACAAACAAUCGGUGGCCAGUAACUCCUACAUGCAGCCCAUUCCUGCGGACAUCAGCUCAUGGAAAAGGGAGCAGGACUUUGACCUGCAGCUGCUGGAGAGAGCGGCCCGGGACCAGGAGGAACAGGAUUGGCUGAUGGCUAAGGUUGUACGUGUGACCGAGUUGGAUCUCGAACCGGAGGACUAUAAUUUGGACAUCAGCAAAGAGCUCUCCAUGCCAGAUAAGGUUGCCAUCCCGGAGCGAUACAUUGAGAUGGAGCCGGACGAACCGAUGAGCCUGGAUGAGUUAGAGGCCCGACGGCACAAAGUCGAGAAGAUAAAGAACAUUCUGGCCCGGUCAAGUGUGCACAAUCUACAGAGCUCCGUGUUUCCGGAGGACCUGGGACUGACGGAUUUGGACACACAGAAAGAGGAACAGGAGCGGAUGAUCACUAUAUCCUAUGCAUUGGCCUCGGAAGCCUCCCGGCGUAGCAAGCAGGUAGCAGCUCAUGCUGUGAGUGAUCACUGACCUGCCGGAAUAUUCCCAGCAACUGCCACCUUUCCUGACGUCUGGUGGAGACAAGUACAGAGAAGUUGGAAUCAGCGCUGCUUUCCCAUCCUCUGGACUUUAUCUCUCAUUCAGACUCUUUCGCCGAUAUUUCGGGUCAGAAGCCCAGUCGUCCGCUAUCUGGAGCCAGUAAGUCGAGCCAGUCGGUUGGAUCCAUGUGAAGGCCUGGGGUGUUUGUAUAUAUAUUUAUGCACGGGUGGAUCACAAGGUCCAGGAUCCUUCUCAGAUUCUUCUUGGGGGUCACCCGGGGCUCUUUGCUGCCAGCAGUACAGACGUCAUCAGGAAAAUAAGGGCAAAUUUAUGUAAAAUAAAGUUUAUUUUCCCAACAUAAACUGAGCAGCGUUAGCCCAUCAGAACCCGAAGGAACAGCUGAGCCUGAUUGGACCAGGAAGUGCAGAACAGGGAGGAGACUAUUUUGGGGCCAAGGAAAGGAAUUAAUGGACUCAGUUGUGAUGAGAAGUCUCAGAACCACAGAAUGAGAUGAAGCAGCAGGGGACUUACUGGCCUGGAGUGGCCUGUGCCCUAGCUCGGGGAUAAUAAACCUUACAAGAGAUGCUCAGGUGCAUUGAGUUUGGUAUUGGGACGUGGCUGAUAAACCCUGUGGUCCGUAUUUAAAUGGUGCUGGCAAGCGAUGCCGUGCCUUAUCCCAUUGUAGCUCUGUGAUACUAUUAUUUCCAUUGGCUCCUCCCCCACACACUAACUGGGGGGCACUGCGCUACAGUGUACAGGACAUUAAAGGGACAGUAACUUAUGUUAUGGUGUCGCCCACACACUGAAUAUAAAGGGCGGAGAUCAGAUUAACAUUAUUUUCUGGAGUAAAAGAAAAUAUGAAUAAAUUUAGUUUGUUUUCAAUUGGGUGCAUAAGUAAUUGCAACUCAUUAUUUUGUGUCCAGUCACAUGGCCCGUAAAUAUUUCCGUUUUCCCUUGGUUCUUCUUUUCCCCUGGGAAAUACCCCAACUGCAUCAGUUAAAGGUCAACUAAACACUAAUGGGUUGAAGUUUCCAUUUUAUGCUUCUGCACCAAAACUCCUCCUCGUUCUGUUCUUUAAUUAGUCAAAUUUGAGGGAAUUUGUUUUUACUCAUUUUGUAUUUUAUAGCAGGAAACUUCCUUGAAUGUAACAAAUAACGUUUUUUUGUACAUCCCUUUAAUAACCACACGUGGAAUUGCCGUGGUCCAAACCGACAGCACUGACCCCUCAUGCUGACCAAGAACAAAAAUCACCUUCUAUUCAUGGAGAAAGAUAAUAAUAUACAUAUAUUUAUAUGUGAAAUCACUGUGUGACACCAGUAUCCUGUGUUUUACACUCACUUUCCUAUCAGAAAUGUACAUUUAUUUUUCUAAUAACAAAUUGCUUUUGUAAAUCCCAAGGAUUGCUGUGGUUUCUGACUCAACUAACUCGCUCUUUGUACUGCGCCACUAAUACGUCACAUGACUUCAGGUUUAAUUGGAAACAAAGAUUUAUUGUUUUUUAUUUUCAGUAUUCUGACAAAAUAAUCUAUUAUUAUAUCUAGAAAUGUCUAUUUUAACUAACUCUAAACUGCCAGUAUCAGCGUCAUGUCUUUGCCAAAAUUAAAUCUAUUUUUUGCCUUUUUGUAAAAAAAUGUAAAUAAAAAAAAAGCAAUAAAAAUAAACAGAAAUGUCUACUGAGAAUGUUGUAUACAUUAUCCCCAAGGUUUGGGGGGCAGGAGUAUAAAGGGGCCAGUGGGGUUCCUGACUGAGGUACGAUAUAAAUAAAUGUGUGAGAUACAGAUCAUUAUCCCAAGGUUUGGGGGGUGCAGAAGUAUAGAGGGGCCAGAGGGGUUCCUGGCUGAUCAAUAUAUGUGUGAAAUACAAAUGAUUAUCCACAAAGUUUGGGGGUGCAGGAGUAUAGAGGGGCCAGUGGGGUUCCUGACUGAUCAAUAUAUGUGUGAGAUACAUAUGAUUAUCCCCAAGGUUAAGGGGUGCAGGAGCAUAGAGGGGACAUACAGUGCAUCACUGUAGGGAAUAUAACAUUGAUGUUUUAUAUAGUUCAUUCAAAUUCGUUGAAUUUCUGAGAAAUUGAAACUGAUCCAUUGAAGAAAAUUUUUGGAAAAUCUGAGAGGGGAAAUCAUGUUCUUUUAUAGGAGGGCACACCCAGCAAAACAUUUGUACAGGAUAACUAAAAAGGAUAUCAAUUAUUCGAACAUUUUUUGAACUAGCACCCUUACAGUAUGUGUAAAGAAAAGUAGCUGUCAUGUUAUCUUCUUGCUGUUCAUUGUGAAACAUCCAAUAAAAUAUUUGAAA